Molecule: messenger RNA, 687 nt
Organism: Cryptosporidium muris RN66
Lineage: Eukaryota; Apicomplexa; Conoidasida; Eucoccidiorida; Cryptosporidiidae
Exons: 1
Coding region: 1-687 (228 amino acids)
Source: RefSeq, a predicted model, not a curated record
AUGAAUAAUUUAGACGAGCUAUUUUUGUGUGGUAUAUUUGAAUGUAUAUAUACUGAGGAUUAUGGUGAGAUAAAACACAUAUCACCAUCAUCAUCGUUUUAUGAGAGUUUAAGCUUAGAUAAAUGCCCAAAAUAUAUAAAUCCUUAUUAUUUAGACAUAACAUUUGAUGGGAUAAAGAAGAUUGAAAAUCAAUUCCAUAUUGUAUUAAGAUUUAAUAAUACAUCAAAUGUAAUAUCCAUAAAACUACUGAAAAUGUAUAUUCUAUAUGUUGGAAUGCCAGUCCAAAUUAAUCAGUUAGGCUGUCAUUUGCUUAGUAAAUCAAAUAUUUGGCAAAAAAAUGAAAAGAGAGCUAGUCUUUCGGGGUCUUCAGUAAAUCCAGAACCACCAUAUUAUAGAAGUAUAAGGAUUGUUGUGAAACUCAUGGGUGAAGAUCAAUUUGGAAAAUCAGAUGUAAAUAAUGAUGAAUUUAAUAAAACUAGUUUUUACAAUUUUAGGAUAUUAGUAGAUUACAGUAUUAGUUUGGAUAACUUGAAAUUAUAUUUAAAGAAAAGACAAGCUUUUUCCAGUAUAGUUAUGCAGCCCAAAGAAAGCUCUACCAAGAAUGAAGAUAUUGAAGAGUUAUCUGAAUAUGAUGAUGAUAGUUAUUCAACUGAAGAUUCGCCAUUACCAACUAUGGGCCAUCGAUAA